Striga asiatica is the source of this 597-nucleotide messenger RNA. The record is from the annotation of a GenBank genome assembly. Lineage: Eukaryota; Viridiplantae; Streptophyta; Magnoliopsida; Lamiales; Orobanchaceae.
AUGGCUAACCUCAUUGUGAUCACCAACAUUCUUCUCUUCACCUCAUUUUUCCUAAAUGCCCUAGCCCACGAACCCGCCACGUCAUCAUGGUUCCACGUCACCAGUCGAUCUGGCGGCGAGGUCUCGGCCAAGAUCCACUUGUACGUGCAAGACGUCCUAGCUGGCGAAAACCAGACGGUGUACGAGGUUGCCCGAGCCUCGGUCACGUCGACCUCCCCCACGAGCUUCGGGCAGGUCCGCGCACUCGACGACCUCCUGACGGCCCUGCCCGACCCAGGCUCGAAAAAAGUGGGGCGAAUCCAGGGUUUGAUCACGUCUGCUGACCUGGCGAAGACGGCGCUUGCCAUGAACCUCAACUUCUACUUCACGUCAGGGGAGAUUGCGGGCAGCACGAUCUGCAUGGUCGGGCGGAAUCAGAUAGACGACCCCACGCGCGAGCUGGCGGUGGUCGGGGGCACGGGGGUCUUUCGGUUCGCGCGCGGUUACGCGAUAACGAAGCUAUAUUCGUACGAUGUGGAGACGAAUCACGGAGUGAUUGAGUACACGUUGUACGUGAGGUAUUCGGAUGAGUCGUUGGGCGAGUGGGUAAUCGAGUGA